AUGAAGUACGUUCUGGUUUCGGGAGGUGUCAUCAGCGGCAUCGGAAAGGGCGUUAUCGCCUCGAGUACGGGUCUGCUGCUCAAGACCAUGGGUGCCCGCGUCACCUCUAUCAAGAUCGAUCCCUACAUGAAUGUCGAUGCAGGCACUAUGGCCCCCACCGAGCACGGAGAGGUUUUCGUGCUCAACGAUGGUGGAGAGGCUGAUCUUGAUCUGGGUAACUAUGAACGUUACCUAGGUGUCACCCUCGGAAGGGAUAACAACAUCACCACCGGCAAGGUCUAUAAGCACGUGAUUGAGAAGGAGCGUCGGGGAGACUACCUGGGCCGUACCGUCCAAAUUGUUCCUCACCUGACCGAUGCUAUCCAGGACUGGAUCGAGCGUGUCGCUAGGACUCCUGCGGACGGCACCAACGAGCAGCCAGACGUCUGUGUCAUCGAGCUGGGCGGUACCCUCGGUGACAUUGAGAGUGCUCCCUUCGUUGAGGCUCUUCGUCAGCUGCGUCGUCGCGCUGGCAAGGAUAACUUCCUCCAGAUUCACGUCAGUCUUGUUCCUGUCAUUGGCAGUGAGCUCAAGACCAAGCCUACCCAACAGGCUAUUCGUGACGCGCGCUCUGCCGGUCUGAGCCCUGAUCUCAUUGCUUGUCGUUGCGAGAAGCCUCUGGAUCGCGCCACCAUCGAAAAGAUUGCCAUGUUCUGUCAGGUUGAAUCCUCGGAGCAUGUCAUUGGCGUUCACAACGUCAGCUCCACUUACCAUGUGCCUCUCCUCCUAGAACAACAGGGCUACCUGCGCGUUCUUGGCGAUAUCCUCAAGCUUCAGCAAACUGUGAAGAUCCCACAGGAGCUAUAUGUUCAGGGUCAGGCCACUUGGAAGAAGUGGAAGGUUCUUACUACUGCGCAGGAGCACACAUUUGACACUGUCAACAUUGCCCUGGUUGGCAAAUAUGUCAGCCUUCAUGAUGCCUAUCUUUCCGUCAUCAAGUCCCUAGAGCAUGCGUCCAUGGCGGCUCGCAGAAAGCUCAACAUCAUCUGGGUUGAUGCUUCACACCUGGAGCACACUUCCCGGGAUAUUCACCCCCAAGAGUACCACAAGGCUUGGCACGACGUUGCCACUGCCGACGGUAUCCUAGUUCCUGGUGGCUUUGGUACUCGCGGUACCGAGGGAAUGAUCCUCGCCGCUGAGUGGGCGCGUACUAAGAAGGUCCCCUAUCUGGGAAUCUGCCUUGGUAUGCAAAUUGCGGUCAUCGAGUACGCUCGUCAUGUCUGCCAGUUUGAGGGAGCCAACUCGAUUGAGUUGGAUGAAAACACCAGCCACCCCAUCGUUGUUUACAUGCCUGAGAUCGACAAGGUCAACCUGGGUGGUACCAUGCGUCUGGGCUCUCGCCCCACACUCUUCCAGGAGAAGUCUGAGUGGUCUAAGCUCCGUGCUCUCUACGGCAUUGACCGCACCUCGGUUGAUGAACGUCACCGUCACCGCUACGAGAUCAACCCCGAGUACAUCGACCGCCUUCAGUCUGGUGGCCUCCACUUCAUUGGCAAGGACGACCAGGGCGAACGUAUGGAGAUUGUCGAGCUGAAGGACCACCCUUGGUUCGUUGGUGUUCAGUUCCACCCCGAGUACCUGUCUCGUGUUCUGGCACCCAGCAAGCCCUUCCUAGGUUUCGUUUCCAGCGCUGCGGGCGUUUUCAACGAGGUCAUGCAGGCUUCCCAGGCCACCGAGGCGGAUAAGCUUACCAACGGCGUUGACAACAUUGUCAUCUAA
Penicillium waksmanii is the source of this 1758-nucleotide messenger RNA. RefSeq names its product putative CTP synthase. Gene Ontology annotation, molecular function: CTP synthase activity; identical protein binding. Gene Ontology annotation, biological process: CTP biosynthetic process; pyrimidine nucleobase biosynthetic process. Lineage: Eukaryota; Fungi; Ascomycota; Eurotiomycetes; Eurotiales; Aspergillaceae. Gene Ontology annotation, cellular component: cytoplasm; cytoophidium. Bases 1 to 1758 code for a protein of 585 amino acids. The record is from RefSeq and is a predicted model, not a curated record. The transcript is spliced from 3 exons.